AUUCCACACUAAGACCGUGAGCCUCCAUCCCUAUCCCCUACAGAAAUUCUGUUGGGACAGUUGAGUGACACACAGAAAACCCCAUCGCCCAUGGCUUCUCUUCUCUCCUUCCUCUCAACCACACUAAUCCCACAUCCCAAAUUUACUUCUUUUGUACAUGGAAACCCAAGAAAUAUCAAGAAAAACACAUUCCCCUUGCAAUUACUCAGAAUUCCUCUAAAAAGCAUGGUGGGUAAUCGACCGCUGGUGGUUCUGAGCCGAGCUGUUGCGCCCACACGGGUUAUUACUACCGAGAGGCUUCGGCUGGACAACCUGGGGCCGCAGCCGGGGUCGAGAAAGAACAGGAAGAGAAAGGGAAGGGGUCACGCGGCGGGGCAAGGAGGGAGUUGUGGGUUUGGGAUGAGGGGUCAGAAAUCGAGGUCCGGUCCCGGCGCCCGAAUCGGGUUCGAAGGCGGACAGACUGCGCUGUACCGUCGAAUUCCCAAGUUGCGAGGGAUUGCUGGAGGAAUGCGUGCUGGUUUACCAAAGUAUGUCCCGGUGAACUUGAAAGACAUAGAAGCUGCAGGAUUUCGAGAAGGUGAAGAGGUAUCACUGGAGUCAUUGAAGACGAAGGGUUUAAUAAAUCCAUCGGGAAGAGAAAGGAGACUCCCUUUAAAGAUUCUUGGUGACGGAGAACUAAGCGUGAAGCUGAACUUUAAGGCCCGUGCCUUCUCAGCAUCAGCAAAGGAGAAGCUUGAGGCCUCUGGUUGUUCCUUGACCGUACUACCCGGGCGAAAAAAGUGGGUAAAACCAUCAGUUGCUAAAAACCUUGCGCGUGCUGAUGAGUACUUUGCCAAGAAAAGAGCUGCAGCUGCAGCUGAAUCAGCUGGCCAAUCCUCUGCUUGAGCUACAUGUAUCGGCAACACAAUUGAAUGUUGUUGUACUGGCAUGUGCUUUUGAGAGUUUUCGGGUUUCCAGAAGGUAAACUACUUAUCUUUCAUUAGAUCCCAGUAGGUUAUUCUGUUGAUUCCUUUAAACUUCUGAAGUGGUCAAGGGGUUGAUAAUGCAAUCUACGAGUCUCUGAUUGGAUAAAA
Messenger RNA from Rhododendron vialii, 1073 nucleotides. Its product is annotated as large ribosomal subunit protein uL15c. The transcript is spliced from 3 exons. The record is from RefSeq and is a predicted model, not a curated record. Gene Ontology annotation, molecular function: structural constituent of ribosome. Bases 91 to 885 code for a protein of 264 amino acids. NCBI's taxonomy places the organism in Eukaryota, Viridiplantae, Streptophyta, Magnoliopsida, Ericales, Ericaceae. Gene Ontology annotation, biological process: translation. Gene Ontology annotation, cellular component: cytosolic large ribosomal subunit; ribosome.